Kuraishia capsulata CBS 1993 is the source of this 582-nucleotide messenger RNA. RefSeq lists its product as uncharacterized. Gene Ontology annotation, biological process: Golgi to endosome transport; protein localization to Golgi apparatus; Golgi to plasma membrane protein transport. The record is from RefSeq and is a predicted model, not a curated record. The transcript has a single exon. Gene Ontology annotation, cellular component: Golgi membrane; trans-Golgi network. Bases 1 to 582 code for a protein of 193 amino acids. NCBI's taxonomy places the organism in Eukaryota, Fungi, Ascomycota, Pichiomycetes, Pichiales, Pichiaceae.
AUGUUUGAGCAGGUGAGGGGCUAUAUACGCCUUCAUAAGCACGAUGCAGCCGAAUCCUUCAGGGACACGUUUUCUCCGUCGCGGAUCUUCGCCCAGAUCGUGCUCCUCCAGAUCUUCUACUACUCGGUGGCAUUCAUACUUUUUUAUUUCACAGCAUCAGUUGCCGGUUACACGUUCGAUUUUGGCUGGAUUUUCUCGUGGGAGCUGAUAUCGUUUGGAAACACUCUUGGAUGGACUUUGAGUCUUUUGUGGUUAAUAGAUUCUUUGAUAUGUGUGAUGUUUAUGACUGUUAUAGUGGGGAGGAGUAAACUUGCGUGGGAUUUUGCACUCACAAUACAUGCUGUGAACCUCCCUGUGUGCUGGUUAUACUCGGGCUCAUUUCCAAAACAUGCUAUGUGGUGGUUUUUGCAAUCAGUGUCUAGUGCGCUGAUGGUUGGUCUUGGUACCUGGACCACCAGGUGGAAGGAGCUGAGAGAAACGUUCUUUGAGGGUUUACUGGACCCUGAAACUGGUCGCGUUGCAGACAUUGAGUCUGCUAAACCUUCUGAAUCCAUUCCGAUGCAGAACUUACAGCCAGAGUGA